Lingula anatina is the source of this 1576-nucleotide messenger RNA. RefSeq names its product sodium-dependent glucose transporter 1C-like. NCBI's taxonomy places the organism in Eukaryota, Metazoa, Brachiopoda, Lingulata, Lingulida, Lingulidae. The record is from RefSeq and is a predicted model, not a curated record. Gene Ontology annotation, biological process: transmembrane transport. Gene Ontology annotation, molecular function: D-glucose transmembrane transporter activity.
UGACGUUUAUUUUGGACUAUCCGCUUACAUGAAAAGCACAUGUAACUUAUUGAUACCAGCUUGCUGACAGGAAGGAGAAAAUUAAAUGCGACUAAGAUCUGGAACAAAAACGCCAGGCUGUUACUUACAGAUCCCUGGGUUUGGAGACUACUGGUUCUAAGAAAGGGUCAUUCGUCGACAGAUAUUUUAGUAGUGAAAGGGCCUCACUUACGCAAAUCUAGCUAGAAAUAUGUGGACAAACUACUGGUGAUAGCAGUGAAAGGCAGAUAGACUUAAAGGCUGAUAGGACAGACGGGGCCAAGGAGAAGUGGGGCACUCUUGACUUUUGCAGGCUGCCGAGUGCCGCCACAAGAGCAUCAAUUGCAAGUUCUUGGGGAGACGGACGUGAAAAUAUUCAGGCGAUAACUGGGUCGUACGAACGCAAUAAGUAGUAUUCAUAAGGAUAAAGCCAUUGUUUUUGAAGAGCAAGUAUUGCAUACAACAUUUACUAUAGUAUUCCACGAUGACAAACACAACGAAAAGCAAAAUUAGACCACAAAAGGAAACUGAGGAAAAACAUGGACUACCCUACAAGAUUGCAAAAACAGUAUACAUGGAUUCCUCCUGGAUCUGUAUGGGUAUGUUCUUGGAACUAUCGGGACCCACGCUGCAGGACCUCAAGUAUCGAGUUAGCGCCAACUAUGAAGAAGUUUCACGUGCUCUUAUAGGACGAAGUAUAGGUUAUUUCAUUGGGGCGUUUUUUGGUGGCUACCUCUGUGACCGCUUCAAACGCUACGUGGAUCUCCUCACGGCGUUGGCUUUGCUGGUUGGAACCGUGGGAACGUUUCUAGCGCCCUACAGUAGCAGUGUGGAACUCCUUCUGGCGAUGUUCGCACUCCAGGGUCUCGCAGAGGGAACUCUCGCCAUAAUUGGAAAUGCCAUGUUCAUCCGGGUAUGGCGAGAAAAGGCAUCAGCGCCAAUACACUCUUUACAUUUCUCCUAUGGUGUUGGUGCCUUCUUCGCCCCAAUAAUUGCACGCCAGUUUCUUGCGCCAUCCAUCGACGUAACAAUUAUGCAGAAUGCUGACAAUGACACGUGCUUGAAGUGCACGAACACGGACGGGCUGCUUCCAACUACAGGAGAUAUAAAUGAGACAUUGUUGGCAUCAUAUAGGAAUAAUUCAACAAAUAUCACCACUACGGUGACGGCAUUCGAGUUGUCGAAGAUCGAGUAUUCCUAUAUCAUCGUGGCCUGCGUCUCCAUCGCCAUGCUACUGGUGGCACUGGCGUUCCAGUUCCAUGCUUCGUUCGUCGGUCCUAAACCUCAAAGCGAGAAAAUCAGUUUUAUUGAUAUAUUUUCUCCUGGAUCUUGCGCACAGGGAGAUAAAGCCUUCGGCUUGGCCGUCUUGGUUCUGAUUUUCCUGUUCUAUUUCUUUCUUGUCGGUUGUGAUCACACAGCCAGUAAACUUUUGUACAGCUAUUCUCGUGACACGCCCAAUCAGUUCAGCGUCGGGGAUGCCACCCUGCUGAACUCUGUCUACUGGGGCUCGUUACUUGAGAUACAUGUUGGCGCUGUUCAAAUGCCACUGGGGCAGUGA